Molecule: messenger RNA, 1065 nt
Organism: Aspergillus terreus NIH2624
Lineage: Eukaryota; Fungi; Ascomycota; Eurotiomycetes; Eurotiales; Aspergillaceae
Exons: 2
Coding region: 1-1065 (354 amino acids)
Source: RefSeq, a predicted model, not a curated record
AUGGUGGUUUCUUCGCUCGUUCGUCGAGGCGUGGAGUUUGCGGCUCAGCAGCCCGAACAGCCCAACAUCCAUUUCUCCGGAUGGCUGCUGGGUCUGUUCAUCUUCACGGUCUUGGCCUUCUGCUUUGCUCUGUUCAAGAUUGAUUACACCUAUGGCAUGGUCGUCGCCACCCUCGCCGCCGUGGAGGAAACGAACCCCGACAUCUACGUUCGGAUCGAUGCCAACCUCGACCCGACCAAGCCUACCGACCCCAACGAGGUCGCCGCCGAGGCGCCUCCGCCCAAGCCCAUCACAAGCAAACUGCGCACCACCAUCAGACAUCUUCGCGCCCGGGCCGGGUUCUGGUCGCGAUUCCGCGGGCUGAGCAUGUUCCUGACUUACGUCAUGGCAUCCUCAUUCCUCUACGCUGUGAUGCCCGUGUCCAUGAACAACUUCCUGGGUCAGUUCGUCUGCCAGACGAUCAUCGGCGUGGUUCUGGCCAACCUGCAGCUCGCCUGGGUCCAUAUCGUUAUCUCGGAGCCUUCCCCUAAGCGCUUCUACCAGCGCAUCCCGGGCUACAAAGCCUGGCUCAGAAUCGCCCCCGUCGUGGCCUUUGAGCACGCUGUCGUGGCAACGGCUUUCUAUGUGCCUCUCAUUCUCACGGUCGGUGUGCAUGGUUGGAAGUUCCUCGAAGGCGGUUCCCUGUCUACUACUCCUUCGAACUCGGAACUGAAAGCUGCGGCGGGCGCCAUGGUCGCCCCAUGCGUGCUGUCCUUCUUGGUUUCCAUUCCCGCCCGGGCCAUCUUCCUCCGUGUGGCGGCAUCCAUGCUGCCUGACGAGGACGAGGCGAUCGUGCCCUUCGACCGCUCCUUCGGCGGCAAGGUGGUUCCCGCCAUUCUAGGUGGUAGCGGCAAGCUGAGCAUCCGCGACGCAUGGAAGACCUUUGAUGGUCCUGCGCGGAUGCGUUACUGUAAGGUAAUUGCCAAGGUCUUUGCGAUGGAGGUGGGGGUGUCUGUAUUCUUCACCCUGUUGCUGGCUGCCCAGGUGUACGCGGGCGCUGUGAGUAUUGGCAGCACUCGCAACUAG